CACCUCCCGGCCGUCACAGGCCCGCCACGUUCCGACGCUUUUUUGUCGUCUCCGGCGAAGCCGGACGGGCGCCAUGGCACUGGAGGCGGUGGAGGGUGAUGCCGCACUGGAGGCCCUUGCAGAGCUGCUUUACGAGAAAGUGGAAGAAACCGAGGAGAUUGCGGUUUAUUUGGAUACUGACCAGAAAGAUGGCUACAUUGAGGAGUUGACCAGCUUCGUCACCAAGCUCUUUGAAGACGAGGGUGGGCCUCCCAGGCUGGUCUCUCCGUGGAUCACGGAAGACGUGGGCAAUGCGAUUUGCACCCUGCUGUUGGAGAGUGACAGCAACUUGCAGGAUCCGAGCAGUUUUCAGGUCUUGUAUGAGAACCUGCUGCAGCCUCACUGCCGACUGCUGAAAGAAUGCAUCAACGAAUGCAGGGCAGAGCCGGAAAAGAAGGAGGAGCUGGAGCAACGGGGUGCCACGGACUACGAGGAGAUCCGCACGGACUCCUUCGAUUUAUUAGAGAUGCCACGACAGACCGCUGCAGACCUUCAAUCGGCCUGGGAGCAUUUCAUCCACUGCUACGAGUCCACGGAAGUAGCUGGAGAGGCCUUGUAUGAUGCGAUCUGUGAGAGCUCGCCCGCCGUCAGCUUACUCUUUAAGACGCCGCGCACGGUCACCGCGAUGCGGCUCAACGAGGGCAUCCACCAGAUCAUCAACAGCCUCAACGAACCGCAAGAUGUGAAGAACUUGGUGGACAUGCUUGGGUUCAGACACCUGGAGUUGGACGUGACGACCUCAAGGGUGGAGAUCGUCCGCAAUGCCAUCGUGGAACUCCUCUCCAACGAGCUGGGGCACCACUUUGGCACAGCCGCCCGCAACGGCCUUUUCCAAGUUCUGAACUACGUGGGGGGCACGCUGAUCUACAUCCGCUCGAACUACGCGGACCGCGUGCGGAUCCUCUCAGAGAGCUGGGUGGUGGCGAACGAGGACCGGAAAGCAUGCAAAAAGGCUGAGAAGGAAGCCAGAGAAAAGGCGCAACAAGAAGCAGAGGCGCUGAAGCAGAAAGAAAGAAAUGUGGAAGUGGAGAAGGAUCCGGAAGCCAUUGCGGAAGAAGAGACGCAUCAGGCUCGGAUCCAGAAGAGGAAGAAGGACAAGGAACAAAAUGUUCCCAGGACCUUCUAUGAUAUGUUUUGCUUCAAUGCUGCGGUCAUGGAUUUGCUUGAGGACUGGAUGUAUGAGGUGCUGGACUGCUUCGACACCAUCGUGGUGAAUGCCGGGAACACCUUCCGACUGCAGGAAGAGUGUGAUGUCUUGACCUUGAAGAUGGCCAAGAUGCCGCAGCCCAUCACCUUAUCGGACUUCAAGGCGGUGAUGCUGGCGUCCCUGCGCUCCUUGAUCCCCAAGGACUGGUCCGCCUCGCAUGAAGCGGCUUGGUCCUGGCUUUGGCAAAACGUGGAGCACCUACUGCAGCAGCAGCUGGGCAAGCCGCAACAACGUGAACGCCUCCUGGGGCGUUUCUUCGCGUCCAUCGACCAAGAGAGACGUGAUGCGAUUUGCCUCACCUUGUAUGGGCGGUUCUUCCAGUUGGUGCCUGCAGGACAGGAUCAUUUCAAGCAAUCGGCGUCGCGCCUGGCGCUGAUCGCCAAUCGCGUGCUGGAUAUGAGCUUUGAGGUCAUCAAAUAUCCCUAUCGCAUGGUCGACGAGAUCAGCGCCUUGGGUCUACGCCACGUGGGCUAUGCCGUGCCCAUCGAGUACUUUGGUCCCUUCGUCUCCGCCGCCAUGGAGACGCUGGAAACAGAGGCCAAGGCACCGGAGGAGGUCAUGGACAGCUUCUCCUGGUCCUUGGGUUUGAUCUCCAGGAUGUUGGUGAGGACGAUCAAGGAAGGCUCCACCAUCGUGAUGAAGGCCAUCAACCAGAACUCCCGGGAGCUGCUGUCCACCUCAUUGGCCUGCGCGCCGCGGGGCAAGCGCUGCGAGUGGGUGCUCACCAUCUCGGUGGGAACCCAAUCCAUCAGCCCCUUGAUGUGGGCCAUCGACAGUGGCACCUGGACGGCUGCCGAGCACAUCAUCGAAGACUUGUUGACCAUCCGCGCCGACCGAGAGAAGUACUACUAUGGUUUGGAUCAUCUCUUUGAGAGGCACCCAGACAUCGUUGAGAUCUUAGGCACCCGCGCCACCGUGCUCUUGACACCGCUCUUCAACGGCAUGGUUUGGCGGUCCCAUUUGGCGCACAACGGCAUGCGUCGGGCGAACUACUACAUCAAGCAUUUGGUGGUGAACAAAGAUGGGAAGUUCCCGGAUGCUCUCCACAGCAUGGUGGAAUUGCAGGAUCCCAGCAUUGCGGUGCAUCCCUUCCUCAUGCACCUCACGGAGAUCAUUUGGACCGGCGUGAUCCGCCCGAAGUUCGUCUUCGGCAACACGUGGCUUUGCUUCAACUUGAUCGUCUUCGUUUUUGGUCAUGGAAUCCUGAACCAUGCAGAAGACCAGGCCUAUUUCUCCUCGCGCGUGGCCAUGUUCACGUGCCGCUGCAUCAUCUACUUCUUCGGGAUGACGAACCUCAUCUACGGUCGCGUGCGGCACAUCUAUCAGGCGAUCCGCGACAAGGAUCUGGUGAUCAUCGGCCGCAUCCCGAUCCCCAAGAGGUACUUCGAUAACUGGCGAGAACCUGCAAGCCUGAUUUUGGUCAUCGCCCUGAUUAUCAGCUUCUUCAUCGAGCCCAUUUUGUAUUGCUUGCAGCACUACGAGGGCGAUUUCCAGGGCGCCGGGCUCUUUACGGACCUUUGUCCUGAAGCCGAAAUCAUGCGAGAGAUCUAUUCGGUGCUCUCCAUGUUCAUUAUCGGAUUGUAUAUGGCGUUGCUCCUGGAUUUGGCCACCCUUUCUGCGAAGUUCAGCGCUUAUGUGCUGGUGGUCAUCAACACGUUACCGGAAGUGCUGUUGAUGCUCGCGAGCCUGGCUUUCUUCAUCCUCAUGUUCGCCACCUGCAUCGCCGUGAGCGAGAACGACGUGCAAUCCUUCCAGGACUUCCCGAUGGUGGUGCUUCGGCUCUUCCAGUUCGCCAUUCGCAUCAACGGUCACGACGAGCUGCAAGACAUCAUGCAGUCUCCGGUCCUGUCUCUGGGCCUUGGUGCCUUCCUCGUAGUGCUCAUCCUAGGCACCUUCAGCAUCUUCGUGGCCCAGCUCACCUGCGUCCAUGAAGAGAUCUACAGCAGCAUGGUGGGCUAUGCCAGCUUGAGACGGAUGCAGAUUGAAGUCGAUUACAUGCAAACCCUGAGGAGAAAGACUUGGAAGAAGUUCGUGCAAGGCCUGGCCAUGGACGAGCCGCUGGAGUUCGGCGAGGGCGACAUCGGCUUGCCCGGCGGCGUGCAGAUCGAGGAGCCCGCGAAGCUGCAUCCCUUGCACCGCGAGACCAUCAUGAGGUAUGGAGGCACAACGAGUCCUGACGAACCCUGGCCAGAGACCUACAGUAGCCACGAGACGGAAGAUGAGAAGCUCGAGCGUAUGAUGAAGAAGUUCCAGCGGGCCUUGGCCAAGGUGGCCAAGAAGACCUUGAAGACCAGCAAGCUCGGAAGCGGUUUCACUGGUUUGAGCUCCAUGAGCUUCGGCCAGAGCUUCAACAAGAGCCGGAACUCCGACGACAACGACAGCCUCUCGGGCCACUCCGCCGCCGGCUGAGCGAUCUUUUUCAUGCCACCGGAGCAUGAGUUUCACCCGUUUCAAUGGAGUGGGAGGCGUCUCAACGCUUGGAUUCUCCUACCCCAAGAUGGGUGUCCUAC
This is a messenger RNA of Durusdinium trenchii, 3756 nucleotides long. Lineage: Eukaryota; Dinophyceae; Suessiales; Symbiodiniaceae. The record is from the annotation of a GenBank genome assembly.